GCCACACACUUCCAUCUAACUCCACAAGCUAUAUCAAUCCAUGACUGGUAGAGAUUCUUCCACCUGAAAGCUAAGACAAAGAAGGAUCGAUCAAAUGACUGCGAACACAAGCACGAUGCCGAUCGUUGGCAAACUGUACUGUUCAUCGUCUCAGACGGUGCAUGUAGUGAGGAAGAGGCCACACGUGGUGAAUGGUGGUGGUUUUGUGGUGAUGGAUUCUAGUGCCCAGAGGGUUAUGUUCAGGGUCGAUGGUUGUGGUGUUCGUGGCAAAAAGGGAGACUUGAUCCUAAGAGAAGGAGAUGGAGACGCUUUGCUUCUCAUGCUUCGGAAGGGAGGCAUAGUUGAGGCCUUGAGCAUUUACAAGAAGUGGAAAGGUUACAGUUUAGACUACGAAGGAUCAAGGAAGCUGGUUUUCAGCUUGAGAGAACCGAAUUCUUGUUUGUUUAAGAACAAGGCAAUCAGAAUCUCCACCAGGAACAGAGGCUGUGAUUUUAAGAUCAGUGGCUAUUUCCCGGACAAGUGUUGUAGUAUUGUUGACUCAAAAGGCAACGAGGUAGCACAGGUGAGGGUGAUGAAGGAAGUGGAGGAUUUUUAUCAUGUGGUGGUGAAACCUGGGAUGGAUCAAGCUUUUGUUUUUGGAGUCAUAGCUAUUCUUGAUCACAUUUAUGGAGAAUCUACCGACUGCUAAAUUCAGAACUCAUCAGAUAUAUGCUCCGAGUCCUGUGAAUUUUUUAUUAUUAUUAUUAUUUUUUUAUGUUGAAUCGUGUAACCAAGUUGUGGUUGAAGAAUUUGUCUUGUAUAUUGCGGAAAAAUGUGGCUAUUAAGGCGGUUUUCCUUGUAUUAGAGGAGGUUGUCUUACAUUGGGGGGUAUGUCUUGUUAAAUAAAAGAAACAUCCUUCUUUAA
Vigna radiata var. radiata (mung bean) is the source of this 904-nucleotide messenger RNA. Its product is annotated as protein LURP-one-related 6. The coding region runs from base 95 to 688 and encodes 197 amino acids. The transcript is spliced from 3 exons. The record is from RefSeq and is a predicted model, not a curated record. Lineage: Eukaryota; Viridiplantae; Streptophyta; Magnoliopsida; Fabales; Fabaceae.